Plasmodium gaboni is the source of this 2097-nucleotide messenger RNA. Its product is annotated as putative TBC domain protein. The coding region runs from base 1 to 2097 and encodes 698 amino acids. Lineage: Eukaryota; Apicomplexa; Aconoidasida; Haemosporida; Plasmodiidae. Gene Ontology annotation, molecular function: GTPase activator activity. The transcript has a single exon. The record is from RefSeq and is a predicted model, not a curated record. Gene Ontology annotation, biological process: activation of GTPase activity; intracellular protein transport.
AUGGAAUACAAACUUGAAUUUUUAAGCUAUUUACUUAUUUUUAAAAAAAAGAAUGAAAAGAUAUCAAAAUUUGACGAACAAAUAAAGACAUGUAUUAAUAUAUUUGAAAAGCCAAUAAUAAAUGAAAACGAUUUAAAAUAUCUUUUUGAAAGAAAUAUCUUGGAUAUCAACCCAGGUGUCCGUUCCAUGUGUUGGAAAUUAGCUUUAAAGCAUUUAAGCUUAGAUUCAAAUAAAUGGAAUACAGAAUUAAUUGAAAAAAAAAAAUUAUACGAGGAAUAUAUAAAAUCGUUUGUCAUUAAUCCUUAUUAUUCUUGUGUAGAUAAUAAGAAAAAGGAAUUUGUUAAAGAAAAAGAAAAUAAAACAAAGGAUAAAAAUAUAAAGGAUGAAUAUAUUGAAUACAAUAUUCAUAGAAACAAAACCUAUUAUAAUAAAGAUGAUUCAUUAUUAAAAUUACAAAAUGAAAAUAAUAAUAAACACAUGGAUUAUUUAGAGGAUGAAAAUUAUUCAAGUAUGGAUGAUGAAUGUUCAGAAGAUAACUGGUUACAUUCUGAAUUGUUCAGUCAAAUAAAUAAAGACACGUUUAGAACUCGACCAGAACUUUCCUUUUUUAAUUUAAAUCCACAACAAACUAUUAACAGUAAUAUAAAAAUAUUAAACAGUUUAAUUAGUACCGAAACGUUUGAUGAAGAAGAACAAAAAGAAAAAAAAAAUAAUAAUUUGGAAGAUAUAGAAGGAGAACAUAUUCCUUACUUGGUAAAUAUAAACAAUGUGAAUAAUUUUAAUAAUAAUGAAACAAUUAAGUUUUAUAAUAAAAUAAUAGAGAACAAAAAUGAUACUCAUGAUAAAAAAGUGGAGAGGAGUCAAUUAAAAAAUGACAAAAAAGAAAAUUCCAGUGAUAAUAAAAGUAAAUGUGUUGACGAUGAUAAAAAUGUAUAUGUUGAUAAGGAUAAAAAUAUAUAUGUUCAUAAGGAUAAAAAUAUAUAUGUUGAUAAGGAUAAAAAUAUAUGUGAUAAUAAUGAUAAACAUAUAUAUGUUAAUAAUGAUAAAAAUAUAUAUGAUAAUAAUGAUAAAAAUAUAUAUGAUAAUAAUGAUAAAAGUACAUAUCUUCAUAAUAAUUUACCAAACGAAGAAACCAAAAGCAACAAGAACCUAUUUCCACAACAAUAUAAAAAUAAAAAUGUCUAUAAAAAUGAUAGGCAUACUUUUUCAGAAGUAUGUGAUAUAAUAAAACCAAAAAGACAUUACGAUUUGUUAUGCAGGAUUUUAUUUAUCUAUGCUAAAAUUCAUCCUUAUGUUAAAUAUGUUCAGGGUAUGAAUGAAAUAUUAGCCCCAUUGUAUUUUAUUAUAUUUAAUGAUCCUUUAUGUAAUUGUUCUUUACAAGGAGAAGCAGAUACUUUUUUUUGUUUUCUUGAAUUAAUGCAAAGACAGAAAGAUGUUUUUUGUGAAGGUCUAGAUAAUACAGAUGAUGGUAUUAAUGGCAAGUUAAAAAAGUUUUCCCUUUUAUUAAAAAUAAAAGAAUAUGAAAUAUGGAAAAAAUUAUAUAUUUUAAAAAUAGAAACUCAAUAUUAUGCCUUAAAAUGGAUAUUGUUAUUAUUAACACAAGAAUUUGAUAUGGCUGAUACUAUAAUAUUAUAUGAUCAUUUUAUUAUUAAUAAUAAUGAAAAUUUUAUUUUAUAUAUAUGUUUAGUUAUAUGUAGUAAAUUAAAAAAUUCUUUAUUAUGUGGUAAUUUUACGGUGAACCUAAAAUUAUUACAAAAUAUUCCUCCUUUUGAUCCAUAUGAUAUAAUAAAUGAAGCAAAAUAUUUAAUGAAUUCAGAUAUCAAAAAUAAUAUUAAUAUAACCGAUAUAUAUAAUGAAUAUAUUAGCCAAAAGAAAAGGAAUAAUGCUUUACAAAAUAUUAAAUAUGAUGAAUCUUCUCUUGAAGUAUUAAAUGAAAUUCAAACGACAUCAGACCAAAAUGAUAGCACAUUAAAUAGAACAGCAAACCUUAUUAGUAAUAUAAAAAAUAAAUUUAUUGUUCAAAAUAUUAAAAAUUACAUUACUAAGAAGAAAAUUGAUCUGGCCAAACGGUUUGAUGAAAAUAUCGAUGAAGAAUAA